UUUUCUGCUCUCCUGUUGUUUGUUUAUCUCCCUCGAAUCCUCCUCCAUCUUCUCUGUAAACUCUCCAAGUCCAUUACCCUAACCCUAGAAACUUGAGAGGCCAUAGCCAUGGCGAUUAGGCAGCUCUUAACCCUUGCGCGGAGAUCCCAUAAAUCAUCAUGUCCCUCUACCCGCGCUCUCCUGCAAUCCAGUCGAUCUGCAUCGACUUCUCCCGCCGUCGCAGAUUUACCAUCACCUCCAGCUCCGAAUGUCAUGGUCUACGAUCGACUCGCAGAAGCAGUGAAAGCGAAGCUCAAGCGACUCGACAACUCCGAUCCUAGGUUCAUCCAGCACGCCUCCCCUCACCCAGUCCUCGUUGAUCACACAAAAAUCCUUUCAGCUCCUGAAACUCGCGUAACGACUCUGCCUAAUGGACUCAGGAUCGCGACUGAGUCGAACUUGGCGUCUCGCACUGCCACGGUUGGCGUGUGGAUCGAUGCUGGGAGCAGGUUCGAGACCGAUGAGACGAACGGUACUGCACAUUUCCUCGAGCACAUGAUAUUUAAGGGUACGGAGAAGAGGUCAGUUAGGGUAUUGGAAGAGGAGAUCGAGAACAUGGGAGGGCAUUUGAAUGCAUAUACCUCCAGGGAGCAGACGACGUAUUACGCCAAGGUAAUGGAUAAAGAUGUCCCGAAGGCACUCGAUAUCCUUGCUGAUAUAUUGCAAAAUUCCUGCUUUAGCGAGAAUCGGAUCAACCGUGAGCGAGACGUAAUUCUGCGCGAGAUGGAAGAGGUGGAGGGGCAAGCUGAGGAAGUUAUUUUUGACCAUUUGCAUGCAACUGCCUUCCAAUAUACUCCAUUGGGUAGGACUAUUUUGGGGCCUGCUCAGAAUAUUAAGACAAUCACGAAAGCUCAUCUUCAAAACUACAUUUCAACCCAUUAUACAGCUCCUAGAAUGGUCAUUUCUGCUGCUGGAGCUGUUAAGCAUGAGGAUAUUGUUGAGCAAGUAAAGAAGCUCUUUACAAAGCUCUCUACUGAUCCUACCACUGCUGCUCAGUUGGUUGCAAAGGAACCAGCAGCCUUUACUGGUUCUGAGGUUCGGAUAAUUGAUGAUGAUGUUCCUCUUGCACAAUUUGCUGUUGCAUUCAAUGGAGCUUCGUGGACAGACCCAGAUUCAAUUGCUUUGAUGGUCAUGCAGUCCAUGCUAGGUUCGUGGAAUAAAAAUACAGGAGGGGGAAAGCACAUGGGUUCAGAACUUGCACAGAGGGUUGCUAUAAAUGAAGUAGCUGAGAGCAUGAUGGCUUUCAACACUAACUAUAAGGACACAGGAUUGUUUGGUGUUUAUGCCAUUGCCAAGCCGGAUUGCUUGGAUGAUCUAGCGUAUGCAAUUAUGUAUGAGAUAAGCAAGCUCUCUUACCGAGUCUCAGAAGCUGAUGUUACUCGUGCUCGUAAUCAGUUGAAAUCUUCUCUGCUCCUUCACAUUGAUGGAACCAGUCCUGUUGCUGAAGAUAUUGGGCGUCAGCUUCUUACCUAUGGCCGAAGAAUCUCUUUUGCCGAACUGUUUGCAAGGAUUGAUGCUGUGGAUGCAAGCACCGUAAAGCGUGUUGCAAACCGGUUUAUAUUUGACAAGGACAUUGCAAUUGCAGCGAUGGGUCCCGUUCAAGGUUUACCAGACUACAACUGGUUCAGGCGCAGGACCUACUGGAACCGUUACUAGGUUAAAUUUUUGGUUUUUUUGGUCAUUAUUUAUCCUGUUUUUCCUCAUUUCAAAAAUGUCUCAUAAUACCAAUCUCUGGUUGCUUUACCACAUAUUUCCUUGAGAGCCUUCAUGGCUGGAAUUUUUUUGGUAUCGAUUCUGGGCUCUUGUUUCUGUAACAUCUUCCAAUUUGGUCAAAUGAAUAAUUGUUCAGAUCUUAAAGAAACACAUACUGUGCGUUGGAAGGCACAGAAACCCUUUCAUUAUGGCGCCUUUUUUUUUUUGGUGCAAGAAAGUAAA
Messenger RNA from Nelumbo nucifera (sacred lotus), 1974 nucleotides. RefSeq names its product putative mitochondrial-processing peptidase subunit beta, mitochondrial. The record is from RefSeq and is a predicted model, not a curated record. Lineage: Eukaryota; Viridiplantae; Streptophyta; Magnoliopsida; Proteales; Nelumbonaceae. Gene Ontology annotation, biological process: proteolysis. Gene Ontology annotation, molecular function: metal ion binding; metalloendopeptidase activity. Gene Ontology annotation, cellular component: mitochondrion.